Messenger RNA from Selaginella moellendorffii, 1266 nucleotides. RefSeq lists its product as uncharacterized. The coding region runs from base 292 to 951 and encodes 219 amino acids. The transcript has 2 exons. The record is from RefSeq and is a predicted model, not a curated record. Lineage: Eukaryota; Viridiplantae; Streptophyta; Lycopodiopsida; Selaginellales; Selaginellaceae.
UCAAAUAUAAAACAGAAUAAAAUCAGAGCCGACAUUAUCGACGCGUAGCACGAUGGUUUUGCUGGCCUUGAGAAAAUGCCGUGUCAACCAACAACAUAUGCGCAUUGCGCAUCGAAUCUGGCUUCGUUUAAUAAAGUCUUGUUUUGUUUCAUGGGGGUCCGACCACAGUCCACUGAGUGGCUCACUUUUGGAGGCUUUGAAAACGUUUGAUCAGCACACCCUUGUGUGUUGGUGUUCGAAGGGAAAAGUGGCUUGUCCUUUCGCCAAAAUCCAACUUUCCAAGCGCAGAUCAUGAUCAAAGACUGGGAUCUCUGGCUGGUUCCACUUGGAUUCGCGACCCUCGCGACGUAUCAUGGCUACUUUCUGUAUAUCUACAAGACGCAGCCGCUCCUCACGGUGAUCGGGGCCAACCAUGUCGGGCGACGAGCGUGGGUUCGAUCGAUGAUGGCGGAUGUUGAGAAGAAGGGUGUCCUUGCGGUGCAAAGCUUGCGAAACUCGAUGAUGGGAUCCAUCCUGUGGGCGUCGGUGGCGAUACUCCUGUGCUCCGGAUCGGUGGCCUUCAUCAACACGUCGUAUAGCUACGGCAUCAGAAAGCCCGUGUUCGAGAGCUUCGGUGGCGGCAAGACCAAGCAGGAUGAGACGACCAUGUCGAUCAAGGUGACUUUGCUUCUGGGAUGUUUCAUGGUUUGCUUCUUUUGCUGCAUGCAAUCGGUGAGGUUCUUAAACCAGGUCAGUUUCUUCAUCAACACGCCCGGGGAAGAGAUCCUCUCCAAGUUUGUCACGCCGGAAUACGUCGCAAGUCUGUUCGAAAAGGCUUGCAACUUCCAGGCAGCCGGAUCGAGGAGCUUUUAUUUUACGAUCCCACUAAUUUUGUGGAUCCUGGGCCCGGUUCCUCUCGCCAUGGCGUGCUUCGUCAUUAUCCCUUUCCUGUACCACCUUGACAUGAAGUAAAAGAAAUCUAUUACCCGCACUUAGCAAAUGUUCCUCUGAGUCAAACAGAGAAUGUGUUUGCCAAAACGUAAUCUUUCUUGGCCAGUCUAGAGCUGAACCGGGGCCAAACACCCACAACAAAAGUGGGAAGGCAAAGUAGUAUCCCCUGUUUUUUGUGGUGAAGAAGUUCGAUCUUGGGGCAAGGACGCCAGCAACGUAGUCCGGAGUGAUCCUCGAUCGAACGUUGAUGAGAAAGCCGACAUGGUUGACGAACCGGACUGUGGAGAAUCGAUAAUGGCCUCUACUCGGAUGGCCUCCACAGCCAUCCUCCUCGCC